AACACUACUGGGUAGAGCUCCUUUUUGUAUUUGGUAAGUUAGUGUAUGAAGAGGAACUUAAUAUCAGAAGGCAUAAGGAUAAGCAAAUGCUUCCAUGGGAUCUCCUGUAAGUUGCAGGACACGAUUUGCAAAGCAGUUCUUGCAUGCAGAACCCUGGGCCGCAUCUGUGCAGGUCUCCUUGAGAAACGAAGCAGUGCAGUGAAAAGACUUCUGAUGUAAGAGACAAUGGGUAAGACCAGAGGUGGCUGGUGAAGGAUUCCCUCUCUGGGUUGUCAAAAGUAAGGAAUAUAUAUAAUUUUCUCAAAUAAAAUACAACUAGAUUGUUUUGAAUGCAUACUUUGGCUACUUGAAACUCUUUGACACGUCAGGCCAAGUUGUUAUGACAAAGAUCAAAAUUUCAAAAUGUAGUUACUUAUGGAAACGCAGUAACAGUCCUCACCACGCUCACGAUAAAAGUAGCAAGGUGUGGGCAUCACACAUGCCACUGCUAUGGUGCAUAAAUUAUUUUUCCCCAAAGACUGCAAAAGUCAUCAUCACAGUUUAACAGCAUAUGCUUUUUAAAAUGUUUUCUAGCUAGAACAACAUACUCAGUAAUUUUUGCUUCAUUCUCCUGUGUUUAGCAGUAACCUGUUCCCUCAUGGACGAAACAAAUAUGCACUGAGAUGUGAUAGUUCAGAUAAUCAAUGCUGGUGCUGCAUCAAAAUUGUGUUUGUUCAGUCUGCUACCUCCCUAGGCAGGCGAAGUUUGUGCUGGUGUUUGGGUUGUAUUUGAGCACACAUCUGAUCAUUCAGAAGGGGUUUAUGACCAAGGGAAUAAUGCGGUGGGACUCUCCAGGACAAAGGAGUGUACAAGCAUGCAAGAGUUGCUUGCAGAGCUGUUAGUUGCCCUUCCAAGAAAGGCCUCCAAGCAGCUACGGAGGUGACAGCUUUUUGAUGUCAUAGUCUCAUCUCACAUAAGGGUACGACCUCAUUGUGACUGAUGCGAGUUGUCAGGUCCAACAUCUCGAACGAUCAAAAUGCAAGCGAUUGUAAAAUUAACUUAGAACAAGCCAAAGAAAGUCGACGCAGAGCAGGCAAGAGUGCCAGAAGCUGUCCCUGGUGCAAUUACUGGCAUUUUUCAGAUUGCUUGUUUACAUUUCUGCUUCAGAGUGGGACGAUCAGAUCACUAUGGACAUUGUCUCUAAGAUCUACACUCAUGAAAUGGUUGUGUCUUUAUCGCAGCCCUUGUGUUUCUUCUCAAGUUAUCAAAAGGAGAAAGAAAAGCCAACCUAGGAGAUAAAUGAAUAGGUGAGAGCGUUUUACGUGAACUCUUGAAAACUUGUAUCACCCAUUAAGGAUUCAAUAUAUUGGCUGAGCAAAAUAUCAAGUGUUCCUUCAUUAUCUUUUCAACCGUGCCAUUACAGAGAAUGAGCCAGAUUGGCUUAUACAAAACAGGCUAUUCACCCUACUUCACGUGACCAUGGCAGUACAGAGUCUCCAUUAAAUACAAUUUAUCUGACUAGUUGUGCUGAGUCAAGAGCAGCCUUGUAUAUUCUCAGCAGUGUGAAAAGCCAAAGCUGAGGAGAACUUCCUGCACCGUGUCUUUAAGCUCUGUAAUUUUGCAGGCUUCUCAACUGCAUGCUCAGGAGGUCUAAGUUCACUGCUCGUGACAUGAAAAUACACAGACUGAAUUAAAGCAGAGCUUAUACCAUUUUCCUGCUAAAAGAGGCUAAUAUAAACUAAACCUGAUAAGACUACAAUGAUGAUUGCACUGAAUAUGACCUAUUGUGCUUAGUUGCUGUUCUGGUUACUGAGUCAUCUGGAAAAAAUUGUAGCAGUUACAUUCUUUUUCUUGGUGUUGGAGUGGAAGAAAUUUGAAAAAUUCUGUUGUAGUUUAAUUUUAUUCUUAUUUUUCAUGAGAAAUUAAAAUUGUCAGAAAACAAAACAUACAGAGUAGUAAUAAUAAAAUCAGUUUCUCAUUACAGCACAUCACCAGGGCCUCAAUUUUUUUUGUUUUUGAAAUGUAUUUGUAGUCCUAAUCAUCUUAUAGUAAAUAUUUACGUGGGAAUUAUAUAGCUUGUUAAUCAAAAUUAACGUGUAUGUCAGAGAUGAUGUCAUGGGAAAAGAGAAAAAGCUUCUAUUUAGAUAUCCUAAAUCCUUGAUGAUGCUUUUGUUUUUCUCCUGUUUAUUUAUUCUGUAUUGAGAAGGGAUUUAUAUUAGAAAAGGAAUGUUUGUUGAGCAAAGUACAGUUUAAAUUCUCAGACUUACAUGUGUUUGAAUUGUUAUUUUUAACCUUUUAUUUUGUGGGAUUAUGCCAAAUCAGUGAAAUAUGUGAUUAGCUUUGGGAUCAUUUGAAUCAUUUUUGCCUCUAUUAUUUAGGGGAUUUUCACUAGUGUGAUGAAAUUGCUGUUGAGAAAAAGUAUAUGUGCAUAUAUAUCAGUACAUCUAUCUUGUUAGAUUUGUAUUCCAGUGUUAUAAAUGGUUUUCCCUUUUCAUCUCCCCAUACAGCUGGAUGUAUGCUUUGUGCUGCUACAUUAGGGCAGCACUGACAGAUUGAAUUAGUAGCCCUCUUCUCAUUCAGAUCUCAGUGUUGCUAUCACUGAGGUUAACAAACUUAAAAAAUAAAAAUAAAAAGCAGAUGUGGCGUCGUAGAGACUUUUCUGUAGGCAGGGUAACUUCUCCAAAGCUUGUGUUUACCUAAACAAUGCCUCCCCUUAAGGCUUACUGAGAUCUCAGAUUUUGAGUAACCCCCUGUAUUUACUGCCUUCCAGAUUCCAGUCUGUAAGCUUCAGUAGUUUAUGUUUUGUCUUGUCAUCAAGAGUUUACAAACUAUUAGCAGAGUUUACAAAUUAUGCUGCUUUCUGACAGAGCUCAUCAUGAUAAUGAAAUAAAGGGGGUCAAAGCAUCCAAGUUGGUUCUCUCGGCAAAAAGAAAAGGAGGGCUCCCUUUGGGUGUUUCUCAAGUGAGUUUCCGUAUCAGUGCGUUCCCAGUACGCCGAAGUAAAGCUUAAUGUGUAUGACAGGCAAGUUCUACUUGCUCUGAAGCAUAUCGUUCUGUAUCAUACCCUUCUGCAUCAUAUCCUUCUGCAUAGGGUUAAAUCCUGAGCAUCGUUAUUAGAUAACAGGAAAAGGAAGAAAAAAAAGAAGUCACGCUUUCUCGCAUGAUUUACCCUCUUCGGUGCGCGCUGCCACGAAUAAGGCAGGGUUCUGAUUCAGUGCACCCAUUGUUAAGGAGAUGAGGUUUGAGGGAAGAAGAGUGGAGUUUGUCACAGAUGUUUCUGUAGAUGUUUAUCACAGACGUUUUUCAGCCCUGAAAUGACCCAGGCUACUCAGCUAUGAAAGCCCGGACCCAAUUGUUCUUGGUGUCACUGAACAUCAUGAUUAUGUUUUUCCACCGAACCACCUUUCCUAACGGUGCUAGGUCUCGCACCUCAUUUUAAGAGCGAAAGCAACAUAGAGAAAUGAUUUUUCUAGCUGCUGGACUGCUGGGAAUGGCUAAGACCUUCCUCUGCAGUCAGAAUCAGAAGAUGAUCCCUUUCAUUAGUUUCUUCUCCUACAUGAAUGCUAUCUUCGGUGCAGUGCCACUUUGUAGGAGGCUGUCCUUUUAUGGUUAGAAUCUAACAGACCACACAGAGAUCUUGAAUUCUGCUUUCAGCUUUGCAGCCGUAGCUUUUCUACUUUUUAAGAUACUGUUUUAGUCCCGUGGGCUUUGUUUCCACUGUUUCUACUCCGGAGCUACUAUUUUAUGGAUGUUUAACAUGUGCUAUGCGCUUCACUCCUUAUUGCUGAAAGCAGGGUGCCCCCAGGAGCACAUCAGUAGCAUCACACAGUUAUCGUGGUAACGCCUAUGGCUAGAAGAGUGCUUUUGUGCAAGGAAGAAACUGUUAUAUGUGCACCUCAUAGGUAAGUGAGGAAGUAGCAGAAAGAAGAAAAAACGGUGUGAGAAAUUUUAGGAGCCAGCAACUGCAGAGAAAAAGCUGCUAUCGUCAUUUCCAAGCGGCCCCUUCAAUAUAUUUAGAUGGGCAGCAUUUGUCAUCUUGAAGGUUAUUUACCUGCCUUGCUAAAUAAGAGUUGCCAUCAGGCUAAUGAUUCAGCAUCUGCUCAUCAAUGAUGCUGAUGAGAGCGGAGUGGAUUUGCCGUAGGCUGCUCUGUUACUUCAUUUAGCCAGUGGUUGGUUGAAUUGGUUUCAAAAAAUACAUAGGCUGUUAGCGGUGUUUGGUUGUUUGCUCUUUUUUCUUCCUUCAGGCAUUGGUGUUAAAGGACAGCAAAAUAGUUGUCGAGACUACCUAAUUUAUUUGUACUUGCAGAGGUAUUGCUAUUGCUGCUGUGUCGUUCCUCUGAUCUCCUGCCUUUCCCAUGACGGUUUCCCGGUGUUUACAUUAUGGAUGUGAAGGCGGGCACCCAGCCACACUCUGUGACCAAGUCAGAGAUCCCAGACCAUGUUCUUUACACGAUAGGGACGUGUGUUCUUGUGAUCGGCUCCAUCGGCAUCAUAGGAAACCUCCUAGUUCUCUAUGCUUUCUACAGCAACAAGAAGUUGAGGACACCCCAGAACUUCUUUAUAAUGAACUUGGCUGUGAGCGACUUCUUGAUGUCAGCUUCUCAGGCCCCCAUAUGCUUUAUCAACAGCUUGCACAGAGAGUGGAUCCUCGGAGAUAUAGGUUGUGACUUGUACGCUUUCUGUGGGGCGCUCUUUGGAAUAACCUCGAUGAUGACUCUGCUAGCUAUUUCUGUUGACCGCUACUUGGUGAUCACCAAGCCCCUGCGCUCCAUCCAGUGGUCCUCCAAGAAGCGCACCAUGCAGAUCAUUGCCGCUGUGUGGCUGUACUCGCUGGGGUGGAGCGUGGCCCCACUCCUUGGGUGGAGUUCCUACGUGCCUGAGGGCUUGAUGAUAUCCUGUACAUGGGACUAUGUAACCUACUCCCCUGCAAACAGAAGUUACACCAUGAUUUUAUGCUGCUGUGUAUUUUUUAUUCCACUGAUAAUAAUAUUCCAUUGCUAUUUAUUUAUGUUCUUGGCCAUAAGAAGUACUGGCAGAGAUGUCCAAAAGCUUGGGUCCUGCAGCCGCAAAUCCUUCCUCUCUCAGUCCAUGAAGAAUGAAUGGAAACUGGCAAAAAUUGCAUUUGUGGUCAUCAUUGUGUAUGUCUUAUCCUGGUCUCCAUAUGCUUGCGUCACUUUGAUUGCCUGGGCAGGCCGAGGAAACACUCUGACGCCGUAUUCCAAAUCUGUGCCAGCCGUUAUUGCUAAAGCCUCUGCAAUCUACAACCCCAUCAUAUACGCAAUAAUUCACCCGAGAUACAGGAAAACCAUCCACAAUGCUGUUCCCUGCCUGAGGUUCCUAAUACGAGUAUCAAAGAAUGAUCUCCUGAGGGGGUCCAUAAAUGAAUCAUCAUUCAGGACCUCUCUCUCCAGCCACCAGUCUGUUUCAGGAAGGACCAAGAAUGCUUGUGUUUCAUCAGUUUCCACUGGAGAAGCUAAUUGGAGCGACGUAGAGCUUGACCCGGUAGAGCCAGCUCAUGCGAAACUGCAGCCUCGCCGAAGUCAUUCCUUCUCAGCAAGCCUAAGACAGGAGAAGAGAGACCUGCUUCCAGAGACCUAUAGCUGCAGUGAAGAAAACGAAGGAAAGGUUUCGCUGUCAUCCAGCUGCCUGGAGAAGGUUCUGGGGCCGUCAGCCUUCCUCAGCUCCCCCGUAGCACUUGUGACCAGCUCCCUCCGAGCAGCCUCUCUGCCUGUCGGUUUGAACAGCAGCAGCAUCAGCCGAGAAGCAGGCUCAGACACCUCGCAGAUGGAAACUCAAGAAAGUCAUAAUAAUGGAGGCUUGGACUCUAUUGUUUGCAAUACAGUCCCUCGAAUCAUUAUCAUUCCUACCUCAGAGACAAACCUAUUUCAAGAGGAACCUGAAGAGGAAGAGACUGAAUUAUUCCACUUCCGUGACAAAAAGAACAAUCUGCUGGAUUUGGAAGGGCUUAGUUCAUCUACAGAGUUCCUCGAAGCUGUUGAGAAAUUUCUAUCAUAAGUUGAUCGAAGGGAAACUUUCUGGCAGUUAUUUUCUUGGCAUCUUGUCUUCUUAGUUACACCAAAUAACCGAACCCUUGUACGUUAGGUCAUCAGGCUUUUUGUAUGUUUAUAUGGUAGCCACUAGGCAGCUUUCGUAUUUGUCUUUGUCUAGAUUAGUUCAGGCACAGAAAAAAGCUUUCUUUCAGAUCCAGCAUUGGAGGAUCUGGCAGCAGGAUCAAGUGGGAUUAGUGGAGUUGGCUGCCUGCUUCAUGAGGCCCUGAACCUUGAUCUGCAACCACGGAUACCAGCAGGAGGAAAAACAACUGAACUGAAAUAGGAGUAGCCGCUGAAUUUUUGUGCUACCUGCAUGUGGCAGCUGUCUUCUGGAGGUGUCAGUAAGCACUACGAGACCUCAGCUUUCCACCAGCCCCAGAGGUAAUAUGGCUAGAAGAUCAAACUAUCUUUUAUUCAAAUUUCUUAUAUGAACAUAAUUACGUGGACUGAUCACGUAGCUGGGAGGAGAUCGCUCACUUAUAAACUUCAAUGAUAAAAUUUUGGAUUUUCCCUCAGCGGUAGCGUAAUCACCUGAAUGUCAAAAUGCAAGGUGCUAGAUGCCAAAACAUACAAUUUCACCUCUGGCAGCACUUAGAGCACGUUGAGAUUUUCAUUGCGGAUUAAAAUGUGUAUGAACCCUAACGAAUCUGUGAUUAAGAGGAUGAAUACCCACAGCUGGCUUGAUAAUUUAUUCACGAGAAUAAAGCCUUAGCCGCUAUGUGUUGCUUGUUUCUUCAGCAGAGAUUCUUCUAAAACCUCACAGAUGGAUGUCUUCUGCAGGUCCCAUUCCAAAAGCCUUCCUUGGGUAAGACAUCACCCUGGAAGAUAGCUUCAGAAAACUGUAUCGUUUGUUACAAGACCUGCAGUUGCACUUUUAAUGGUGGUUAUUGUUUGUUUUGUGUUUUAUGUAUUUUGUGUAAUUUUUAUGUUACAGCUCAGACUGCAAGAUCCUCCUCACAUUUUAUACCUAAAUACAUUCUUUCUGUAGUUAUUCAUUUUCCCUUAUUAAAAGAUGUUCUCCUCUCCCUCCUUUUUGGUUUCUGAACUUCAAAUGUAGACAAAUUGAGCUACACUGUUCUUUACAAAGCAGGAUAUUUUGGGAGAAAGCAGAAGUUCCUCGGGCACAGGUUUUCCUCCAGAACCAAGCAUCAGGACAGAAUCACCCGCAAUCGGCUCACUGUUCUCAAGACAAUUCCUACACUGAGGACCAGCUCAGCUAGCAGGUGGCACGGCACGGUGACCGGCGUGAGAUUUGCCCACCUGCACUUUCUGAAGCCGGCCUGCUAUCCGAGCGUGCGGUUUGAAACAGAGAGUAACCGAAUGUUCAUUAAAGACUCCGUUCCUGAAAAACAGGGGGGCUUCAUCCUCGGUCGAAUGUAGAGUUCUGCCAUCUCUGAUUAUUUUCUGCUGCUUCUGUCCUCUCUGGUUUGUUAUCAUCUGUUUUUCCUAUGUAACUACAUAGCCAGUGACCUAACUUAAUGUAUUUAAUAUCUUCAGCGGUGACUCCCUUCUUAGUGAGCCAGAUGCUAGAAGGCAAACAUACUUGCUGGCCUUCCAAGUCUUACACCUGACUUUUGCUGUUGUCAUUAACUCUAAAUAACAGUAACCAAGGCAUUUAGUGUUCCAAGAUACAAAAACAGGCCUCUGAGAAGAUUUUGCACUCUAGCGUUCAUAUAAUUGUACUGGUAAGACUGUAAGGGGAACACUGCUGUGAUUUCCAACGGGAUGAAUAAUGUAAGCUCUAAAGUGACAGUGAACAAACUCCUCUGUAACCAGGGUUUUGCUUGGAGUGCCAGAUGACAUGCCAGCGAUCUCUUGCACGUGUGCUGAUGCCAACCGUGUGUUUCAGAAAACGAACGGGUUUGAGAUGUGUGCAUUUCACUUCUGUACCUCUAAUGUCAUGUACAAUUUUUACUAUUGCUUCUGCAGCUAGUCAAUAUUACUGUGUUCUUUAACUGCUGUAGACCAGAAUGUCACAUGAGACAGCAGUAGAGUGAUAAAACUGAAAAUUAUAUGCAAUAUCAGACAUAUUUCUUUCAGAAACGUCGCAGAAUAAAUCAAUCUUCAAAUAGCGAAAGCAACACCAAAGAAUCUCGCGUGCUUCUCUGUUGCCACGUUAGACUAGAUGGCACAUAAUAAUGUUCAGUAUUAACUGCUGCUUCUCGUUUCACAAAGGCGUGU
Molecule: messenger RNA, 8209 nt
Organism: Lagopus muta (rock ptarmigan)
Lineage: Eukaryota; Metazoa; Chordata; Aves; Galliformes; Phasianidae
Product: melanopsin-like
Exons: 12
Coding region: 4359-5993 (544 amino acids)
Biological process (GO): visual perception; G protein-coupled receptor signaling pathway
Cellular component (GO): membrane
Molecular function (GO): G protein-coupled receptor activity
Source: RefSeq, a predicted model, not a curated record